AUAGAUAAUCCAUUAGUGAUUAUUUUUCAUAUACUGAUGCACUGAGUGUAUGGCACUUUUUGGAAAGGUACUAGUCACUUGUAACUUCUCCCACAUCUUUAAUAAUGCUGUCCUAACUGUUCAUUAGGUUUUGCUAAAGGGAGUCUCACCAUAAGGUGUUACUAAAAAAAACUGUCAUGAUGCAUGACUUCAUUGAACAGCCUACUUUUAUUGGAUGGAGCAGAAGUUUAAUAAUUUCAGUUUUAGUUACUUUUACUUUAUUUUUCACCAGUUGUGCUUCAGAAGACCUUUUUACUGCACUCACAAUAUCCAUUUUUAAACUCACAUCAUUUUCUGGGUUAUAAGCCCUGCUCUGGCACUAUUCCCAAAACGCUGUUGUCUUACAGUUUGACAGCCCUUAUUGUAAAAAGUAACACUGUGCUGUGAUGUUAAAUCAGUUUCAGAUACUGCGUUCUGUCUCAAAAUGUAACACACUGUGGUCCCUGUUAUGGCUUUCAGGGCCUGAAAUAUAUUUUAAAGUUUAAAAGUGCAGCUGUUUGUUUCCAGUCUUUGGUUAAAACAGUUUUCUGUAUAAUUUCUAAGAGAUUCUGAGUAACGACAGGAGAUCUCAGUAACUAUAAUGCAAUUUUCCACCUCCCUCGUUGUCUUGGCAGUGAUAAAACAUUUCUGUGAAUUGAGGCUGUCCAGGUAAAAAAUGAAUGUGAAAGCACAGAGCAAAUGCUUUUAUGUCAUUUCACAUUGGCAUCAAAGGUCACUCUAAACCACAUCUGACUUACUUUGUCUAAUUAAUCCAUCAGAGAGACUUCCUUCUGAGCCAAUUGGCCCUCUCAGCUGUCAGCUGAACACUGAACUGGACGUUGAUAAGCCGUGCUGUUCGGCGACGCAACAUUUCAACUUUGUCCCUUUAAACACACUUCAGCAGUUCUCCUACACACUGUAUCCACAGAGGAGUGAAUUGAUCUGAUUGUCUGUUGUGCUUUCUCUACUGCUGGAUAGUUUCAUUGAAAUUUCAUCAGCUGCCUUGAUGUCAGGAUAAUGACACUGACAACAGAAAUGGAGCAUGGAGGAAUGUGCAGCUUUAACUUUCUCAGGAGCACAGAGGAAUCAGCUGGCUGCUACAGUGACCAUCCGUGGACACCUAAUGAUACUCCAAGCCCUCAGAGUAGUGGUGCUGAUGACUUCCUAGAUGCUCUGCUGCAUGACUCCUCUUCUGCGCCAGCUUCUCCCCUGUGGUCACCCUUCAUCACUGACAAUGGUGUUAAUGAGGACCCCCUGGCAGAGCUAACAGAAAGCCCCCAUCCAAUCUCCAGCACAGCGUUCCCUACCUUUGACAUACUGGUUUUUCCUCACCCUCCUGAUCUGGAGAACCUGCCCUCGGCAAAAGAAAAGCUGCCCGAUGCAUCCAUUGAUUUAGGCUGGGAGUCUGAGGGCUACCACAACGAGUUUGGCAUUACAUACUACCUUUCCAACAACCAAACCCCGUUGCUGCAAUCAGGCUGUGCACUCACAGUAAAGGACUUGCUUUUAUCCAAUCUGGGACAGAACUUUGAGGAGAGGAUUUUGAAGAAGAUCCGGCGGAAAAUCCGAAACAAGCACUCGGCUCAAGCAAGUCGGAAGAAGAAGAGGGAACAUGUUGACAGCCUGGAAGGGAGGAUAGCUGCGUGUAGUGCCCAAAACCUUGAGCUUCAGAGGAAGAUCCAGAAGUUAGAAGAUACUAACAAUGCUCUGCUGGAGCAGCUAAGCCAGCUACAGGCUCUCUUGCCUAAUAGCUCCUGCAAAACAACAAACAGAGGAACCUGCAUCCUGGUUUUGCUCUUCUCCUUCUCUAUGCUCAUUUCCUCAAACAUUCAGCCAGACUCUUAUAGCCAACGCAGCCAUGCAGAAUACACAGAGACAACAGUGUUGUCGGGCUCCCUGCAGUUGACGGAUGAAGCUGGAGAUGUCCGGCCUCAACCUCUUCCACUUCCCUCCAUCUCCUGGGGCUUUGGGGACCUGCGAAGCCUGAAGGAAAAGCUUUGGACCAGGACGGACCUCCCUACGGUGCACCUCCAGUCUCCUCACCAACAGGAACACAAGAAAGGAGAUGAUUGCGGAUCUCGUUGGAGCAGAAACAUGUAGCAACAGGAGAGUCGCCUUGCUUGCAAGUGCAUCACUAGAGCAAGAACUUUAAUCGCUUUUUUCAGCAUCUGUAUUUGACUGUUAUGAUUGGGUGGUGCUUCAGUGGACAAACAAGAUGCUUCUAACCAGGACUCACUCGUUCAGUUAUGGUCAGUGAGGAGCUCAGCCAUGCCGAUGUAAUAAAACAAGAAAACUCCUCAAGUUCCUUGGUCUUGUUCAUGAUAUGGGCAGGAGAUUUGCAUAAUAUGUAGAUUCACUCCUUUAUUUUAUUAUGCACUUUAAAUACAUAUUGUUAAAUAUGUCAGGAAUCACUUUAACUUCCCCUGUAAUAUUUCAGUGAAAUGAUGAUAGAGCUCAGGAAAUAGAGAGAUUUCCAAAAUAAACAUUUGCUAACAUA
This is a messenger RNA of Girardinichthys multiradiatus, 2515 nucleotides long. RefSeq names its product cyclic AMP-responsive element-binding protein 3-like protein 3-A. Gene Ontology annotation, molecular function: RNA polymerase II cis-regulatory region sequence-specific DNA binding; DNA-binding transcription factor activity, RNA polymerase II-specific. The record is from RefSeq and is a predicted model, not a curated record. Gene Ontology annotation, cellular component: nucleus. Bases 1036 to 2118 code for a protein of 360 amino acids. NCBI's taxonomy places the organism in Eukaryota, Metazoa, Chordata, Actinopteri, Cyprinodontiformes, Goodeidae. Gene Ontology annotation, biological process: regulation of transcription by RNA polymerase II. The transcript has 9 exons.